AUGGAGAUCAUUGGAGAUGCCAGUCUCGGCCGAUACAACAAAGUCUCCCGAAUGCGCAUCCAGAAGGUCGAAAACGUCAACAAGUGCCUUGAAUUUAUCCGCCAGCGUGGAGUCAAUCUGACCAACAUUGGAGCUGAGGAUAUUGUGGACGAGAACCUCAAGUUGAUUUUGGGCAUGAUCUGGACCCUUAUUCUGAGAUUCACUAUCGCCGACAUCAGCGAGGAGGGUUUGAGUGCCAAGGAGGGAUUGCUGCUGUGGUGCCAGCGCAAGACCGCACCUUACCAAGAAGUCAAUGUCCGCGACUUUACGUACAGUUGGGCUGAUGGCUUGGCAUUCUGUGCAUUGAUUCAUCGCCACCGCCCCGAUCUUCUGGACUUUGAUUCGCUGGACAAGUCGGAUAGACAUCGCAACACUCAGCUGGCCUUUGAUGUCGCGGAGGAGCACUUGAACAUUCCCAAGCUGCUGGAUGUGGAAGAUGUGUGCGAUAUCACAAAGCCAGAUGAGCGCUCCAUCAUGACCUACGUCGCGCAAUAUUUCCAUGCCUUUUCCGAGCUCGGCAAAGUCGACACUGCUGGUCGUCGCGUCGCCAAGUUUGCAGAGGUCGUGGAGUCUGUCUGGACUAUGGAAAAUGACUAUGAGAGACGCGUCAAGGCCUUGAUGCAAGCUAUCGACAACAAAAAGUCCGAAUGGGAGUCGUCGACUUUCAGAGGAGACUAUGCAGAUGCAAAGCGACAGUCUCUCGAGUUCAUUAACUACAAGACGUCCUUGAAGCGCACAUGGGUCGCUGACAAGCGUGAUAUCGAUACCCUCCUGGGUAACAUUCAGACCAAGUUGAAGACGUAUGAGCUGAGGCCAUACUACCCUCCUCACGGUUUGACACUUCAGGACCUCGACCAUUUCUGGAAGGAACUCCUGGGAUCUGAGGAAAAGAGAUACCGGCUCAUCAAUGCCAAAAUCCGAGACAUCAAAGAGAAGUUGAGACGCGACUUCGCGGAGCAGGCGAACGGUUUCCAAGCCAUGGUCAACAGCAUCUCGAACGAGCUGGCUCUACUCGAUGGUGACUUGGACUUGCAACUGGCCCAUGUUCGCCAACUGGGGACUCAUCUUGGAUCCAUGGGUGACAAUUUGGAACAGAUUCAGCGCUUAGAUGACCAGUGCGUCGAGGCCAACAUCGAGGAGAACGACUACACCAUUUACUCUGCCGACGACCUUUCGUUUGAUUUCGGAUUGCUUGAACAGGCUCUGCAAAAGAAGUCAGCCUUUAUCUCCAACCAGAUUGUCUCUCGUAAUAUGACAAACUUGACUCCAGCACAAUUGGAAGAGUUUGAAAGCACUUUCCGCCACUUUGACAACAACCAGACCAACUCGUUGUCGUCGGCCGAGUUCAACGCCGCAUUGGCCAGUUUGGGCAUCAUGUAUGAGGAUGAUGAGUUUGCUGGUGUGUUUGCACAAUGCACUCAAGGAGGCGCGGAGGUCACUUUUGAACAGUUCAUUACGUUUAUGGUCGGAGUGACAGAGGAUCGCACAUCGGCCGAUCAGGUCCGUGAAUCGUUCCGAGUGGUGGCAGGCGACAAGCCAUUUGUGACAGAGUUAGAUCUGAAGCAGUCGAUGCUUCCACCUGCAGUUGUGAGCUACCUCCAGUCAACGAUGCCUCACUCUGAUGUUGGCGAGGGAUACAGCUAUGAAGCUUACCUUGAUAGCGUUUUUAGCAAGUAG
Linnemannia hyalina is the source of this 1716-nucleotide messenger RNA. Lineage: Eukaryota; Fungi; Mortierellomycota; Mortierellomycetes; Mortierellales; Mortierellaceae. The record is from the annotation of a GenBank genome assembly.